GGCUAGUUGUAAACAAGCAUGGGGCGCGCUGGAUGAUAUGAAUGGCACGAACACAUAAUUUUUAAGGCUAAAAUUCCUCGCUUUAAUGAGCUAUUUCAAGAGUUGUUAGAUGACCACGUCAAUCAAUCUGUAACAUGCCAUGUAUAGAAACAGCAGUGGUGAUAUUUUGGGCAGUGAAACAGCAUCGUUAUUUGAAAUGGUUCGUGCUCUGAAAGCACUGCUUUCGUAUCGGCUCUGUACGUGCAGGACAGCGGCUGCCGACGGUCAUUCCUCCUUCGACGGUGAGGAAAACCAGCAUGCAUCGGGGUUUCUCAACUCUCCGAAAAUGUGCCCUCUUGUUGAUGAGCAUGCCAUGUUGCAGUGAUUUUGGGGAUUUUGUAUUGCAGAUGUCCAAAGAGAGCACUCACUCCUGGGAAUAUCUGCAUCAUUCGGAGUCCAUACUGAGGAUCACAAGUAUUCAAGGGAUGCAGAGAACAGUGGCAAUGGCAGCAGGGCAGACCAUUCAUCGUCACUCCUAACAUUGCUUCAACAUUGAGGAUCACAAAUAUUAAAGGGAUGCAGAGAACGUUGGCAACGGCAGCAGGGCAGUGCAUCUAUCGUCACUUAUGCAUCGCUUCAAGAAUGAGGAUCACGAGUAUCCAAGGGAUGCAGAGAACAUUGGCAACGGCAGCAGGGCAGUGCAUCCAUCGUCACUUAUGCAUCGCUUCAAGAAUGAGGAUCACGAGUAUCCAAGGGAUGCAGAGAACAUUGGCAACGGCAGCAGGGCAGUGCAUCCAUCGUCACUCAUGCUUCGCUUCGAGAAUGAAGAUCACGAGUAUCCAAGGGAUGCAGAGAACAUUGGCAAUGGCAGCAGGGCAGAGCAUCCAUCGUCACUCGUGCUUCGCUUCCAGCAUGAGGAUCACGAGUAUCCAAGGGAUUCAGAGAACAUUGGCAAUGGCAGCAGGGCAAAGCAUCCAUCGUCAUCAUGCUUCGCUUCCAGAAUGAGGAUCACGAGUAUCCAAGAGAUGCAGAGAUCGUUGACAAUGGCAGCAGGGCAGUGCAUCUAUCGUCACUUCUCACAUCGUUUCCAGAAUGAAGAUCACAAGAGAGGUUUGGCUGUUUUGUUUAUGUCAUGGCCAUGACUGAUAGAAAGAGUGUGUGUCUGCAUUGUAAAACUAUUGCUUUGUUUUGUAUGGUGCGACUGCUCGAUUUGACUAGAAUUUAGUGGUAUGAUUUCAUGUUUUCUGAUCUUUCUAGGUAAAAAUGGUAUGCUUUUAAUCCAUCAUUGAUAAUCUAUUAGUCAUUGCUCAGAAAAAUGAAAUAUUUGAGCGUACAGAUACUCCCCAAAAA
Molecule: messenger RNA, 1329 nt
Organism: Strongylocentrotus purpuratus (purple sea urchin)
Lineage: Eukaryota; Metazoa; Echinodermata; Echinoidea; Camarodonta; Strongylocentrotidae
Exons: 2
Coding region: 606-1121 (171 amino acids)
Source: RefSeq, a predicted model, not a curated record